Brassica rapa (field mustard) is the source of this 1048-nucleotide messenger RNA. RefSeq lists its product as uncharacterized. Lineage: Eukaryota; Viridiplantae; Streptophyta; Magnoliopsida; Brassicales; Brassicaceae. The record is from RefSeq and is a predicted model, not a curated record.
UCUAUAUUCCAAAAUCCAAACACACAUUCCGUAAUUGAAAAACCUGUAACCAAUAUAUAAAAAUAAUUGUGAACUAACAUCUCAUUCAUUUUUGGCCAAAUAUAUAAAAAUAAUUAAUGAUAACAACAUUAAAGAAAAGCAGCAUGCUACCUGUAAAAAGUUCCUUGUCCCCUUUGCCCACAAGUUCCAACAUCAUUAAUCAUCAUCAUCAAACACCACCUCUUUUAACCCACCGGCAACCUAUAAACGCCGGUUAACUCUCGUGCUUUGAACUACACUACCAUUUUUAUUCACUCUUAAACAAGUAUGCAUGCCCUCACCAAUUCCGGUGCGGUGCUACUCGCCGUCUUACUCCUCUUCCUCCUCAUCUUCUUCGCCGAGCUCACUUACAUCUUCUGUCGUCCAUCGCCGUCUCCGGCAAGUAAAGAGGUUCUGCUCCAGUUCUUCAUGUGUUGCAAGAAGCACCAGUCUCGUAUUGAGCCAACCGGAACUGUUUCUAUUCAGAUUGAGGAGGAUAAUGGUGUUGUUGUUGCGGCGACGGAGGAGGAGGAGGAUGUAGCGGCGGUGGACAAGUGGCGAGUUUCGAGGCUUCUGUUUACAAUAGAAGAAGAUGAUUUGGAAAUGGAAGAUGAUGAUGAUGAUGACGGUGAACUAGUACGGGUUGAUAUUCCGGUGGAAUGUUCCAGGGUGCCGACUCCGUUCUUGACGCCGUGUGAUUCUCCUCCUUACUUCACUCCUUCGCCGUCUCCGUGUCGGAAUGUGGAUGAUGAUGUCAUUGAUGUUUGUUUAUGACUCGUCGGUGACAACAGAAGGGGUGGUUGUUUCAAUUUUCCAAGGCUCUCAGAUAUGUUUUUUUUUUUGUAACCAGUUCCAAUGGUUUAUGUUAGUACUAGGCGUGGAACAGUUUAGUGGUAAUUAAUUAUUUACAGGUUUUUGUCAUAACUUUGUUUGUAUGUUUUGUUACAAACUCAAGCUGAUAAGCAUGUCUGAUGACACUAUCAAAAUCUCAAGCUGAUAGGAAAUCCUGUGUGAACUCGGCUAUUCUUUU